This is a messenger RNA of Chionomys nivalis (European snow vole), 2041 nucleotides long. It is a transcript of the gene Srpk3, whose product is annotated as SRSF protein kinase 3. Gene Ontology annotation, molecular function: ATP binding; protein kinase activity. Gene Ontology annotation, biological process: spliceosomal complex assembly; protein phosphorylation; regulation of mRNA processing. The transcript has 14 exons. Lineage: Eukaryota; Metazoa; Chordata; Mammalia; Rodentia; Cricetidae. Bases 20 to 1810 code for a protein of 596 amino acids. The record is from RefSeq and is a predicted model, not a curated record.
UUUGGGCUGCGACAUCAGGAUGAGUGCCAGUGCUGGUGGUAGUGGUGCUGUGGAUUGUGGUGGCAGCAGCAGCAGCUCUCAGACCUCCUGUGGGCCCGAGUCUUCAGGCUCUGAAUUAGCUCCAGCCACACCAGCACCUCGGUUGCUGCAGGGGCUCCUGGGCUCUGAUGAUGAGGAGCAGGAAGACCCCAAGGACUAUUGCAAGGGUGGCUACUACCCAGUGAAGAUAGGUGAUUUGUUCAAUGGGCGGUACCACGUGGUGCGCAAGCUAGGCUGGGGCCACUUCUCUACCGUCUGGCUCUGCUGGGAUAUUCAGCGCAAGCGCUUCGUGGCUCUGAAAGUAGUGAAGAGUGCAGGACAUUACACAGAGACAGCUGUGGAUGAGAUCAAGCUCCUGAAAUGUGUCCGGGACAGUGACCCUAGUGACCCCAAAAGAGAGACCAUUGUUCAGCUCAUUGAUGACUUCAGAAUCUCAGGAGUUAAUGGAGUUCAUGUGUGCAUGGUGCUAGAGGUUCUGGGUCACCAGCUCCUCAAGUGGAUCAUCAAGUCCAAUUACCAGGGUCUGCCUGUGCCCUGUGUUAAGAGCAUUGUUAGGCAGGUGCUACAUGGUCUGGAUUACCUCCAUACUAAGUGCAAGAUCAUUCACACGGACAUCAAGCCUGAGAACAUCCUACUGUGUGUCGGAGAUGCCUACAUCAGGCGCCUGGCUGCUGAAGCCACCGAGUGGCAGCAGACAGGGGCCCAGCCCCCAUCCCGUUCCACAGGUAUCAAGAGCAUGUGUGGGGACUGGCACCAGAACUCUGGGCCUCAAUCCCUGAAUUACUAUUCUUUUUUCUCUCCUCGAUCCCUAUCCCCAGUCAGUACUGCCCCCCAGGAGGUCUUGACUGGUAAGCUGUCCAAAAACAAGAGGAAGAAGAUGAGGCGCAAAAGGAAGCAACAGAAGCGGCUGCUGGAGGAGCGGCUGCGGGACUUGCAGAGGCUGGAGGCCAUGGAGGUCGCAGUACAGGCUGAGGACUCCAGUUCAAGAUUAGAGCGGGGCAGCGGCUCCACCUCCUCUUCAGGCUGCCACCCGGAGGGCACCAGGGCUGGCCCCUCUCCAGCCUCUUCAUCCCCUGCGCCUGGAGGUGACCGCAGCCUUAGUCCCAGCUCACAGACCUCAGGUUUCUCAGGGUCUCUGUUCUCCACGGCUUCCUGCUCCAUCCUCUCAGGCUCAUCUAACCAGCGUGAGACUGGGGGUCUCCUGUCUCCUAGCACACCAUUUGGUGCUUCCAACCUCCUGGUGAACCCCCUGGAGCCCCAAAAUGCAGACAAGAUCAAGAUCAAGAUUGCAGACCUGGGCAACGCCUGCUGGGUGCACAAACACUUCACCGAGGACAUUCAGACUCGGCAGUACAGGGCUGUGGAGGUGCUGAUUGGUGCUGAGUAUGGCCCCCCUGCUGACAUCUGGAGCACAGCAUGCAUGGCCUUCGAGCUGGCCACUGGUGACUACCUAUUUGAGCCUCACUCUGGAGAAGACUACAGUCGUGAUGAGGACCACAUUGCUCAUAUCGUGGAGCUUCUGGGAGACAUCCCCCCAGCUUUUGCCCUCUCAGGCCGCUAUUCACGGGAGUUCUUCAACCGCAGGGGACAGCUGCGGCAUAUCCACAACCUCAAACAUUGGGGCCUAUAUGAAGUGCUUAUGGAGAAGUAUGAGUGGCCCCUGGAGCAAGCUACACAGUUCAGUGCCUUCCUGUUGCCCAUGAUGGAGUACAUCCCUGAGAAACGGGCCAGUGCUGCCGACUGCCUCCAGCACCCCUGGCUUAAUCCCUAGAUCUUACUGGAGCUGUCGACAGCAGGGACUGUGCUGGUUUUGCCCUAGCUCUCAGUGCCUUGAGGGAAAGCAGGCAACUUCUACCACCCUGUGGGAGUUGCUCUCCUACCUUGCUGGGUGCUGUUAUGCUCACUCCCCAGCCCCCAUGGCAGGACAGAAAUUCUGGGGCAAGGCUCACAUCUCAACCUGUCUACUUGUGAUCCUCCUAGAGGGUCCUGAGUGGGAAAGAGU